AUGACAAGUAUCGAGCAGUUGUUUGGCCGUUCCUCUGUGGACAUCUUCAUUCCAUCAUCUGAAUUAUCACUGACGACGAUUACUGACUACGCUGGAUGGGCAAACCGAAUCCAAUCACGCAAAUUCGCGUUUUACGAUGAACACCUCCCACUCAUACUCUCACUCCGUAUCCCUCUCUCUUCUUCUUCAUCAGACACACCACCAACCAACGUGCUCACUCUCCUAUCCCGCACCCAGCUCACCCUAGAAGCAGCCUACAUCGCCCCCACCCACCCAUCCACACCUCUCAACCCUCACCCUCCCUCCGCACGUCCCUCCUCCGCACUCUCCCUCCCCCCGUCAAGAGCAGCAUCACUCCGCCCCUCAGCGCUCAGCGUUCCUCCCCAGACGCCUGUUCCUACCCCGGGCACAGCGGACUGGGACAGGAAGUUCGCCAGAGCGGAGGGAGUGGUCAUGGGUACGUUCGUGUGGGGAGAGGGAAAAGAGGGCAAGGAUGGGAAGGAAGAGUUCAGGCUGCUUUGGUCAGAGAGGGACAAGGCUUGGAUAGCGCUGUUCACGAUGCAAGUGACGAUCUCCUACCUGCGUACCCGGUCCACAGACCCCCUUCUAUGCCUCACAUGCUCCGCAACACUGAGGGACAAGCCCCUUCCCCUAACCCCCGCCCGCAAGCCCUUACACUCCCUUUCCCCCCCCUCGCUCCCCUCCGAGCCCCCAACACCCAGCAGCGGGAGCAGCGACCUCCCCCCCUCCUCCUCAGAAGAGGAAGAGGAAGCGCCCAGGUUUGAGGAAGUGAACCUGCUCGACGGGCUGCUCCGGCCUCUUCCAGACCUAGAACUACCCUCGACCCGGCUAGCCCAAACACUGAGGCGCGAACUGUUCUCUCUCCCCCAGCUAGAGUCCCCCCCUUCCUCUGCCGUCCCUAGUACUGCCCCGACGCCUACGCCUACCCCUUACGCAUAUGCACACGCGCAUGCGAGAGCCAGAUCCGUACCGGCCAUAAUGCGCAAGGCGUUCCGCCGUGUGCUGCCCGUGGUUGGAGGGCUCAAAGUCCGGAUGAGGGCUGCCUUCCUCCCGCGUCCUUCUGGUGAUGGUCAUGGUCCACAUCAGCCUUCGGACGCCGACGCGGAGGAGGACGACGACCAAGUGGGAGAAGAAGGCGGGGAGAAUAGGAAAUGUGUCCUCUGCGUCGAAGUCGAGAACUCGGGAGAAGGCUACUCAUUCGAGUUGCAGCAAGUUGAUGUCCUUCUCAGCGGGGGUGAUACGCGCACUUUGCUCCUUUCCUGGGAUCCCGCCCAGUCUAGUGGGGGGCUCUUCCCUCUUAGACUGAAGGCACAGGAUCAGUAUAACCUCUUGUAUGACGUGAGGUUCACACCCUGGACUGCGGCUGGGACUGCGGCUGGGACUGCGGCUGGGACUGGGACUGGGAUGGGGGCGGGCGCAGCGGCGGGACAGGGCAAGUCUCGCCCAGCACAGAGGAGCGUAAGCAUCACCGUUCUAGGGCGGGCGUUCCUUCCCGUCCCCUCAAGUCCUCGGACACCGACGCUCGCUCGCCCGAAUGGCGCUAGUGCCGGCGCUGGUGCUGGUGCGGGUGCGGGUGCUGGUGCGGGGAAAGUCCCGGAGGUGGAGUACGUCACUGACAGUUUUCCUUCGACUUGGAAUUGUAUGAUCGACGUUACGCCUACCCAGCCAAGCGCGAGAGGAGGGGAAACGUUCCCCCCACCCACGGCCACCUCAGCCCCAGGAGCAGGAGCAGGAGCAGGAGCAGGGCAAGGGCAAGGGACAACGCCCAACCCCUAUGGGACAAACGCGAACCACCACUUGUCGCCUAUCGCCUCCCCCCUAGCAACAGAACAAGACAAACGGGCCACGCUAGCUGCUCUCCCUCUCCCUCCUGUCCUCCCUUCCGCACCCUCUAGGCGCCCACCACCGAGGAGCCACACCCUCCCCUCCCUCUCCUCCUCACUCUCGCUCAACACCAACCUCCCCCGCUCGCCCUCAUCCUCAUCGCCCAAGAACGCACCACGCGCGAGCCUCAUGACCCUCCUCGGACCGAACGGAGUACCCGUCGUCGUCCCCUCCCCUUCGGCGGGUUCGCCCCGCCGCAGCGCGGGGCAGAGACCGCCUGCGACGCCCGUGUACCCCCCGCAGUCGGCGACGAGGGAGAGGAAUCGGGUUUCUUUCCCGCCGGGGAACGUCAGUCCCAGCCCCGGGAUGGGAAUUCCAGCGCCCACCAGCGUCUACCCAUCCCAAGUCCAAGUCCAAGUCCUAUCACAACCCCAAAUGCAAAUGCAAGUCCCAACAGAACCAGUACUGGUAAGCAUCGCACUCCAGUACCCGGCCCUGGUUGUACAAGACACCCUCCGCCUGCUGGAUAUGUUCAACCUCGAGGUGUUCGUCUUCAACCAGUCGAGUAGCGUCCGCCGGCUCGUGGUCAGUUGUCCGCCUUGGCGGCCCAUACCCGGUUCGACCGGCGACGACCAAGUCCAGAACUCGCGCGCCGCUUUCAUCCCGCUAGAGAACUCCAAGCCCCUAGGCCCACUCCAGCCCCACACAUGUCAGUCCGUCCAGCUGCCAUUUCUCGCCCUGCGCGCAGGGGUACAUGUGGUGGAUAUGCUCGAGCUGAGGGACGAGGAUACGGGGUAUGUGCUCUGUUUGAGGCAGGUCGCGGUUGUUGUCGUCCGGGAGAUGGGAGAGGUUGUGAAAGGGGAGAAGGUGAAGGAGGUGCUUGAGGUUUAGUGGAGUAUCGGACGAUGGGCGAUGAGCAUUGGGCAUUGGGCAUUGGUGAUCGAAGGCGGAGUAUUGGAGCGGGAUUGUCCCUCCGGGAACUGUCCACGGACUGGACUAAUCCUGGAAUUAUUGGGCUGCUGCAGUUACAUUACAACAAAUGCGCUGUUGCUGGGUAAUGUAAAGCGUUA
Messenger RNA from Dacryopinax primogenitus, 2915 nucleotides. RefSeq lists its product as uncharacterized. Bases 1 to 2736 code for a protein of 911 amino acids. Gene Ontology annotation, biological process: intra-Golgi vesicle-mediated transport. NCBI's taxonomy places the organism in Eukaryota, Fungi, Basidiomycota, Dacrymycetes, Dacrymycetales, Dacrymycetaceae. The transcript has 5 exons. The record is from RefSeq and is a predicted model, not a curated record. Gene Ontology annotation, cellular component: TRAPPII protein complex; trans-Golgi network.